Messenger RNA from Monomorium pharaonis (pharaoh ant), 1928 nucleotides. It is a transcript of the gene Ggamma30A, whose product is annotated as guanine nucleotide-binding protein subunit gamma-e. Gene Ontology annotation, biological process: sensory perception of taste; phospholipase C-activating G protein-coupled receptor signaling pathway. The coding region runs from base 46 to 264 and encodes 72 amino acids. The transcript has 2 exons. Gene Ontology annotation, cellular component: heterotrimeric G-protein complex. Gene Ontology annotation, molecular function: G-protein beta-subunit binding. NCBI's taxonomy places the organism in Eukaryota, Metazoa, Arthropoda, Insecta, Hymenoptera, Formicidae. The record is from RefSeq and is a predicted model, not a curated record.
GCCAUCCCGUUCCCGAUUUGCGACAAGGGGGGUGCGGCUGUAACCAUGGAUCCCAGUGUACUCGCCACCAUGGACAAGGACGCACUGAAGAAGCAGAUCGAGAACAUGAAGUAUCAGGCAUCCAUGGAACGGUGGCCCCUGUCGAAGAGCAUCGCGGCGAUGCGGGAGUACGUGGAAGAGAACGAGAAGAAUGACCCACUGAUACACGCGCCCGACAAGAAGAACAAUCCCUGGGCCGAGAAAGGCAAGUGCAUAAUCAUGUAAUCGGGGCCGGAGCGGAGGAAGGGCAACAGAAGAGGAAGGAAGCGUGCGUACGAACCGAGAGGAGGAGAGGAGUCGGUCGUUCAUCCGCGGCAAGAGGAACCACAGGCAGAGAUCACGAUGGUAGGGAGGAGAAGAAGAAGAGUAGAAGAAGCAUGCUGCACACAGGAGGAUGAGAGAAAGAGGAAGGCACCGGUAGACGGUCGAUCGUCGAUGUGCGAUCGUUUGCCGGUCUUCGUCGGAAUGAGAGGAGUUGUUGCCGCUGAUCGGUCCCGUGCGAUCGAUCUGUCGUUCGGACUGGAGCAAAUCGUUUCUUUGCCGGACCGUUCCUCCGUUUCCUCCGGAUGGAAUACUGCUCUACGAUCGCGCGGCGUGCGGCUUCGCUGCCAAUUCCCGAUUCGUGUCGUCCCAUGAGAUGUGUGUAUCGUUAGCCCUCGCAUCCUUCGUGCCAUUCGAGACGUAAUCGUUAAAUUCGUGUAAAGAUAUCCGGAGAUAAAUCGGAGCCAGUGACAUCGAUCGACUCGUUGACAUACGCGAAAAGGGAAACACCAGAACAGGCAAUGAUAAAGGAAAAAAAACAAUAGAAAAAAUUAAAACGAUACCGCGCAACCGAUCUUACGAGAUAUUGGCGUGUUUUUAGCCGUUUACGUCGUUUUAUUAAAAUCUUUCGCAUUCGCGAAUACCAAGGAGGACGGAAGAAAAAAUCGGAAAAUCGAGUAAUCCACUUCUGCCUGGAUCGAUUGUCGAAUCAACCGCCGCAUGUCGCGCGACGUCAUCCUGCACAUCUCACUCGCCGAUGCACUUUACCGUGAAAAACUCUCUCCAUUCACCGAUCAACCCAUGAACGCAAUUUAUUCUUAACGUUACACGUGUAUACAUAAAUAUAUAUAUAUAUUGUAUACAUACAGUUAUUACUGUAAUAAUGAUUAUAAUAUAUACUCUUGUAUGUAUCUCUGCGCGAAUUUCUUACGGAAAUAUAUACAACAAAUAUAGACCAGCGACUGAAAUCCAAAUCCUGCUUUCUGCAAUCGUUACUCGUCUCAGGGAAGUGUCGAUCGAAUCUUUAGUUCAAUGGAAUCGUCCCAAGCGCGAAAUUGAAAUCAUUACCAUAACGUUCGGUUUUCUUCUCUUAUUCUCUUUUCUCCCUCGUUGUCGUCUGACUAGUUGCUAACAGUUUCUACUGACAUGAGAUACGCGUCCGCAAGACUCUGGAAUCACUACACUUACUGUCUUAAUUUUGGUCUGAUUAAGUUGCUUGUUUAAGAUACGGUGGGAUAAUUUGCUACUGACGUUCGUGAUGCGCGCAUGAGACUCCGCAAUUACUUAAAAAAUAAAAAAAAUAAAAAAAUUUCCGCGUUUUGACUUCUCAUUAACGUAUACGUAACUUUUGAAAUAAAUGGCGAGGUGUUCCGUCGUACUACUUUGCUAUUUUUAUAUUCGAAAUAUAAAUCACGUGAAUACGUUUUGUUUUUUAACAAUUAAUUACUGUUAUACAUAUAAAGGUAACAUCGGCACUUUGAUGUUUGCUAAAAGUAUUGUACAGAGGACGCAUGUAUUAUUACUUGUAAGUCUUUUGGAAUUUACUGAUAUAAUUUUUAUGUAUGUGAGAGAUAACAUAUGAUGACAAAAUACUGCGAAAAUAAAAUCAAUCAAAAUACAAAUAUAAA